AUGGCUGCUGCCAUCCUUCCGCACCAGCCAACAGCGGCUUCUGCCAUCGCAGAGCACCUGUCGACUCCGCCAACACUCACACGUAUCCCUUUGCUCCGCCAGCGAAUCCAGAAGGAGCGCACGCAGCUCCAGCAGACCCUCUCGCAGCGCGCAAAGGAACAGGUCGACCUCGUCAAGGAGGGACUUGCAGGGCUGAGGGAUGCCAAGAACGCGACAGAGUCGCUCAAGGAGCAGGUCAGGGAGGUCGAGCACCAGAUGGGAGACCCGCGCGGGCAGAUUGACGGCUUCGGGAAGCUCGUCGAGGUCUCGAUUGUCCACCGACGGCUGACGCAGACGCUCGAGAUGAUCGAGUCGCUCCGUUCCAUGUACUCGCGCCUCUCGCACCUGUCCGACCUGCUCUCCGCCGACCGAUCCGACCCACUCGGACCGUCGCCAAACCUCCUCCCGAUUCACUACCACUUGACCGAGCUCGAGACGUUUCGAAACGAGACGCUCGCGCAGGCGAAACGGGCGGCGUCUAGCGCUGCACCUUCGACAGUCGCGUCGCCCGACCCAUCCGCACCGGCCUCUCAACAGCUCGCGAGCGGCUCGACGACGCGCGAGACGCUCGAGCGGUACUUUGAGCGACUAGGCGAGACGAUGGAGGCGUUCGAGGCGCACUACUUCCACCUCGCGCGGGAGUUGCUCGAGCUCGCGCGGAACGGCAACGCAGCGGUCGCUGUAAAGCUGUGCAAGAUCGCCGAGCUCGAGGGUGCGCGGGAUCAGAAGGCGAUUGCGAUCCGGAUGGUGAAAAAGGCGGGAAACGUCGAUGUUGCGAGCAGGUUCAGAAGCUUGCAGGCGGAUGCGCGGACGAUCAAGCACUACCGAAGCAAGGUCCUCGAUGCGAUCCGUGAGGGGUGCAGGACGAACGUCGAGAAGAGCUUCAGGCGGGCGGGCGAGGACGGCGUCCGGUGGGUCGAGGAGCUCGAGUGGAUCUACGAGGAUGUCUUGACGGUGCGGGACGCGCUCGUCGACAAGUUCCCCGACGACUGGAAGAUCGAGCAGGUCUACGUCAAAGGCUACCACAAGGCGCUCUACGACUUUCUCGCGACAUACGUCAAGUCGGGUCCCGAUGCCGCGACGCUCCUCCGCCUCUCCCAGUUCACGAAGGAGUAUCACAAGACGAUGACUAAGGAGCUCGGCGUCGACCCUGACUGGCUCAAGCCGGUCCUGCUCGACGGCAACGAGUCGCGCCUCAUCGACGACUAUUUCGCUGUCAUCACGAAGAAGAUGGACGAGUGGACGGCCAACCUCAUGAAGACCGAGGUGUCGGACUUUGUCUCCCGCGAGCAGGCGCCCGAGGUGGAUCCAGACGGCUACUACGGCAUGCAAGGCGCCGUCAUCCUCUUCCAAAUGCUCAACCAGCAGGUCGACCUCGCGCUCGACUCGAACCAGGCCUCGGUCCUCUCGCGCGUCGUCGACGAGGCGAACCGGGUCAUGCGCGGCGUGCAGGCGCAGUGGCUCAAGCUCAUCGACCAGGAGUACCGCCGGCACGUCAACGCGUCCGAGAAGGGCACCGACGAUGUCCCUGGCGGACUCGCCGAGUAUGUCAUGGCGCUCGCGAACGACCAAAUCAAGUCGGCCGACUUUACCGAGGCGCUCAACAACCGCCUCGAGCCACUCGUCAGCGCCAAGUACAAGACGGCGAUCGCGGACAAGCUGAACGACGCGAUGGACGGGUAUCUCGACGUCGCCAAGCGUUGCGUGCAAGUCCUCAUCGACAUCGUCUUUCACGACUUGCGACCGGCGACCAAGGUCCUCUUCCAGGCGAGCUGGUACACGGCGCAGCAGGACGGGUCGGACCCGAUGCAGCAGAUCGUCGAGACGCUCAAGGACUACAUGGUUGACGACUACCAGGCGCACCUAAACCCGAACCUGUUCGACCUCCUCAUCGAAGACAUCCUCGACACGUUCCUCAUCACGUACCUCACCGCGAUCCGCCGCGCGGGCAAGAUUCGCGUCCCGCAGGCGUGCGAGCGCAUGCGCAGCGACAUCGACCUCGCGUUCGGCUUCUUCCUCCAGUACAAGCCGAAGCAGGAGCUCGUCAGCUACUUUGACGUCCUGGAGAGCGUCCUCACCCUGAUGAGCGCGAGCAAGAUGAUGGUCUUCCUCGACUACUGGCCAUUCCGCAAAAAGUACGGCCCGAACCUCGCCUUUACCGAGCAGCUCAUGAAGGCCCGCGACGACCUCGACCGAUCCGCCGUCUCGGACAUCAUGGACAGCGUCAAGCGCAAGGUGCAGAGCGAGAAGGUUGAGCAGCCCGACCAGCCCAGCAUCUUUGACCGCCUGCCGCCCAAGUAG
Molecule: messenger RNA, 2340 nt
Organism: Rhodotorula toruloides NP11
Lineage: Eukaryota; Fungi; Basidiomycota; Microbotryomycetes; Sporidiobolales; Sporidiobolaceae
Product: exocyst complex component sec6
Exons: 6
Coding region: 1-2340 (779 amino acids)
Biological process (GO): exocyst localization; exocytosis
Cellular component (GO): exocyst
Molecular function (GO): SNARE binding
Source: RefSeq, a predicted model, not a curated record